Molecule: messenger RNA, 1313 nt
Organism: Camelina sativa (false flax)
Lineage: Eukaryota; Viridiplantae; Streptophyta; Magnoliopsida; Brassicales; Brassicaceae
Source: RefSeq, a predicted model, not a curated record
GUUUUUGCUGAAAUUGUUUUGGACUCCAAGCGAGUCGAGUCACGACAAAAAAAUCUCUGCUGCUAGAAAGUCUCGAACGGUCUCGUUUCGUCUUCGAGAGAUCCGAAUCUCAGCUCCAAUUCUCUCGAUCUCUUCCUCUCUCAAGUUCAACAAAUCGUGGUGGGUUGGUCUUCGUCUUCUCUACGCAAGUUAGUCUUCCUCUUCUGUCUUUUCGAUGUUCCCCUCAGUGAAAUCGAAAUCAAGAAUAAUCUAAUUUUUCACGGGAUUACGGUUUUUGCUACUGCAUAGCUCUCCAUUGGAAUCCUUGAAGAAUAGUUCUCCAUUGUUAACUGUGCUGAACAAGUCCUUGAUUCUCUCUGUUUCGUCUUCAAAAUCAAAACUUCAGUUCAAUUCCAUGGGGCCGAGAUGGAAAUGGAAAGGUGCUGAAGCAAAAGCUCUUGCAGAACCUAUUUCAGUAUCAAUAUCAGAGCUCCAGCUUUCUCUAGCCAAGACAGAGUCUUCGGGUACUCUCUCGAGUUGCAAUGUGCUUCUAGUGGUUGAGCCAGAGCAAGCUGAGCUUCUCGACCGUUGUUGUUUUGGCAGACUCAUUCUAUCUGUAGAAAAAGUGAAGAAAUGGAUUCAGUUAUCGUUUGAAGAAGCUUUCUUUUUGUUCUACAGUCUCAAAUGCAUCAAAAUCUCCCUUCAAGGUCGUUGCUUGGAGAAUGAAGUAGACACAUGGAUGUACAUGAAAUCAAAAAGACCAAACUUCCCAAUGUUUUACAAAGCUUAUUCACAUCUACGAUCGAAGAACUGGGUUUUGAGAUCAGGGUUGCAGUACGGUGUGGAUUUCGUGGCGUACCGUCACCAUCCAUCUCUUGUCCACUCUGAUUACUCGGUUUUCGUUCAGUCUGGUGACAGUGAUCGGUUAAGAUCUGGUGACAGUGAUCGGUUAAGAGUGUGGUCAGAUAUACAUUGUCCUGUUCGGUUAAGCGGAAGUGUUGCGAAAACGUUGCUGACUCUCUACGUCAAUGGUAACUUCAAAGGAGAGGAUUUGAAUCUACCUUUGUGUUUGGAGAACUUCACAGUAGAAGAACAGACAAUAAGUAGGUGGAGUCCACAACUUAGUCGUGAAGAUGAAACCACAAAUUCAAAACCAAAUGUUACCACUGUGAGUAAUUUUAAAACCCUUUGACGAACCUUUCCCUGUUAACUUUGAAUUUUACGUGUCAUUUUAAACUAUUUUUUACUUUAAGGUGCAUAUCAUAUGUUUAAGCAGUAAUAAUAUUGCUAGAUACUAAUCGCAACACAAAAAUAUACAAGAGCGAUCAUCAUCA